Torulaspora delbrueckii is the source of this 447-nucleotide messenger RNA. RefSeq names its product Atg31p (gene ATG31). Lineage: Eukaryota; Fungi; Ascomycota; Saccharomycetes; Saccharomycetales; Saccharomycetaceae. The record is from RefSeq and is a predicted model, not a curated record. The transcript has a single exon. Gene Ontology annotation, biological process: autophagy. Bases 1 to 447 code for a protein of 148 amino acids. Gene Ontology annotation, cellular component: phagophore assembly site.
AUGCAACCAUUGACUUUGACGCUGUACGAUAAAAAUGUCCGUCAUAUGCUGAAUGAUGGUAACCAGUCAAGCAGUUAUCGAACUCCGGAUGGAGAGUCUAAUGCUAUAUUUCCUACAAAUUUCCAUUAUAUCUUCGAAGAUGAUGAAGACGAUCAAGAAGAGCUCGAUACUGAUGAAUCUAUUGAAAAUAUAGUAAUCCUUCACCUCGAAGAAAAUGGUGCUUUAGUCCAUGCAGAACUUAUAAGUGAUCAUCUGGAAUUGUUGUCCUAUAACAAAACAAUUUCAAGUUCCGGCAAUGACGAUAAUCAAAACCAGGAUUUCGAACUGGAAAUAGUUUCUCAAUUCAGUGAUCUUUCCCCUCUAGUACAUGAUCUGCCGUUAGCCGAACUGAUAAGGUUAUACACCAUACAAAAUGAACAACUACAAAUCAUCUCUGAUUCCAUGUAA